UUCUCUCCCUUUCGCUAAUCUGCGACGUCGAGCCCUUCUCGCGUUCGGCCUUCCCUCAUCGCCUAAGUUCUUCUCGAGUGAAAACCCACUGCAUGAGGCCGUCGCUGCCCUACCAACCUCGUCGAAAAAGUCUUCUCAGCUUCUCCUCUUGCCUCUUCGCAAUCCUUUGAAUAUGGUCGUGAUGGUGCGAGUGAAGACGCCAAAAAUCCACUGUAAAUUAAAGAUUAAGCGCUUGAAAUCUCCCUCACAUUCGACUAAAUGUCUCAAUUCCAAUAAAUCUCCAUAUUCAUUCCAUAAAACUUCUCAUAAGCAUCUCUGACGGCGAUGGCAACGACCACAGGCAUUCUUCUCUGUAACUCCGUCCUCCUCCCACCUAAAAACCUAAAUUCAUUUCCUCGUUUAACGACCGUCAGAGCCAACCUCUCGUUGAUCGAUGUCAGGAAUGAAAAUUUACGCUCCACGCUCUUUUCGGGCGUCCGCUAUGAAAGGGCGAAAGAGUUUCGAGCGCCGGUCUUCUCCUCUUCUCCAGCUGGCGAUCUGCGGCCGGAAAUCGACGAGAACCCGGAAGGGAUUCUAUCUGGUGAGUGGCCGGAGAAUUUCUCCCUCCUGAGCUAUGAUGACCUCAAGGCCUAUCUUGAGACGCAAAUCGCCAGCGAGAAGAUGAAACCCUCGGCCUUGUUGGGAGAGGUGAUGUCAACGUCUAUCAGGACCGCGACAGCGGAUCAGACGCUGGAGGAGAUCGAUCACCAUUUUGAGAUCGUGUCGGGACUUCCAGUUAUAAAUGAGAAUCUCAAAUGCAUAGGGGUUAUAUCGAAGAAAGAUAAGGCUAAAGCGUCUAAUGGGCUCAAGUCAAAAGUUGGCGAAGUGAUGUCUUCCCCUGCUGUCACACUAUCACCCGAGAAGACCGUCUUGGAUGCUGCAACUUUGAUGCUGAAGAAGAAGGUCCACAGGAUACCCAUUCUGAAUGAGAAACAACAAGUUGUAGGUAUAGUUACUCGCACUGACGUUUUCCAGGCAUUGGAGGCUACAGAGGCAUAAUCUGCAUGCGUAACUCUUUUGUGUGGAUUUGUACAAAUUGUCCAUUUUCCUACCAUUAUGCCUAACUAUGAAACCUGACUUUGUUUAAUAAUGAAACUAAGUCAUGUCAGUAUGAGAGUUUAAUCCUCAACAGAAUCUGUUUCUUUUGAGCAAACAACUUUCACAAUAGCAGCACUCAGUAUCAUCUCACCUCCAUCUCCCAUCUGUUAACUGACACGAUUCUUGUCUUCUAGAAAAAAAACACCCCUUCCAAGUAAA
Molecule: messenger RNA, 1296 nt
Organism: Dendrobium catenatum
Lineage: Eukaryota; Viridiplantae; Streptophyta; Magnoliopsida; Asparagales; Orchidaceae
Exons: 8
Coding region: 325-1038 (237 amino acids)
Source: RefSeq, a predicted model, not a curated record